UUUCACUAUUUUACUCUAUUUUUAGAGAAAACCAAUACCUCAUAGUUAUCUAAUGUGAGCUUUGAGUUCAUGUUUGUGUCUGCUCGAGCAACCUAUAUCUUAGUAGCAACCGGUGAGCUCGCGUUACCUACUUACAGAUAAAGCUAAAUUAAACUAGCUAGCUCACUAUUUACUUUUCCUAUGACAUAGUUAUUCCCUCUGGCACUUUCUAGAUCCGUGUUUGCUGAUACAGAGUGUCGCCACAUAGUAGAGUCGACACAGCCCCAGUAUGAAGCAUGGACAGUCACAAUAUCACCAAAGUGAUCCUGCUGUCCUGUGGCUCCUUCAACCCCAUCACCAACAUGCACCUGAGGAUGUUUGAACUGGCUCGAGAUCAUUUGGAGGACACAGGUCGGUACAGGGUGGUGAAAGGCAUCCUCUCUCCGGUGGGUGAUGGCUAUAAGAAGAAGGGUUUGAUUGAGGCCUGCCACCGUCUGGAGAUGGCCAGACUGGCUACUGAGAACUCAGACUGGAUCACAGUUGAUUCCUGGGAAAUCUUGCAGCCAGAGUGGGUGGAGACAGCCAAAGUCGCUCGGCAUCACUAUGACGAACUGCUUGCAGCAGAGCAGAACAGCGAUGAUGUGGACACGGUGAAGUACGCAAAAAAAAGGCGUAUAGAGGAGAAUUAUUUUGAGGACUCGUCUUAUCACAAAAAAAGAGACGGGCCUCAGCUGAUGUUGCUGUGCGGGGCUGAUGUCCUGGAGUCCUUUGGGGUCCCUAACUUGUGGAAGCAGGAGGAUAUUGAUGAGAUUGCGGGCCGCUACGGUUUGGUUUGCAUCACCCGCAGUGGUAACAAUCCCCACAAGUUCAUCCACCAGUCAGACACGCUGUGGAAGUAUCGCAAGAAUAUCCAUGUGGUCCAUGAGUGGGUGACCAAUGAGAUCUCGGCCACUCACGUGCGCCGGUCGCUGCGUCGGGGUCGGAGCGUCAGGUACCUGCUGCCAGAUGUUGUGGUUCAUUACAUACAGGAGCAGGGCCUCUACAGCGCCGAGAGCGAGCAGAAGAAUGCAGACGUGGUUCUGGCACCCCUUCAGAGAAACACUGGUGCCUCCACAAGCUGAGGAAGUUUACAGCCGCAAAGACAGAGAUAUAAGCUGUCAACACAAAGUGGUGCGUGCCUAAUGUGAAUCUAAAACUAAUCAACACUUUAGACAGCCUCGUUUUUAAGCUUCAAACAGUGCCUACUACACAGAACAGUCUUUUCUAGUAAUGGGUGUGUUUUUUAGGAAGAUAAAUCUGCAUAGAUUUUCUGAUUGGAGUUCAGAUUUUGGUUACAAUUCAGUUAGCUUAUUUUUUUGUGUGUGGAAACAGUCAAAAACAGAAUAACUGAGCAGCAGUUCAACCAGAUUGGGGGACACCUUGAUGUAACAGCUACUGUAGAAAUAAAUGAUGUGUGUAGCUUUUGAACUAGGUUUUCACAAAUAUGUGUGAAGUAGUUGAAUACAGUGUGUCAGGUAUUUCAGAACAAAUACAUUUUAAUCUUUUUACUUGUUUUACUUCACUGCUACAGUAUACUCAACUCACCUCACCACAUGUUUUGUACCUGGAGCAGGUUUUGCUAUGCACUCAAGCUAAAGUAGGCCAAACGCCUUCAACAUGUUUACUUAGUGCAGCUGAUUUGAAAGUGAAAGUGUGAUUUGUAUCGACUAGGAAUGCAAUAAACAACAUUCUU
This is a messenger RNA of Centropristis striata (black sea bass), 1711 nucleotides long. It is a transcript of the gene nmnat1, whose product is annotated as nicotinamide nucleotide adenylyltransferase 1. Gene Ontology annotation, molecular function: nicotinate-nucleotide adenylyltransferase activity; nicotinamide-nucleotide adenylyltransferase activity. Gene Ontology annotation, biological process: NAD+ biosynthetic process. Lineage: Eukaryota; Metazoa; Chordata; Actinopteri; Perciformes; Serranidae. The transcript has 5 exons. The record is from RefSeq and is a predicted model, not a curated record. Bases 276 to 1100 code for a protein of 274 amino acids.